AGAUGCCUUCCAGAGAUGACUUCUUGUGCCUUGACUCUCAUCAUGGCUCCUAUUAAGAUCUGCAGAUGUGGGCAGAGAAUUGCUGGCAGCAGCCUCCUGACACUUCCCAGCUUGGAUGUCUGUAGAGCACGAUGCCUGUGUGUAGGAUUUAGCAGCCACCUAAGAGUGCAAGAGGCUGAUGCUGCAACCAGUUUCUUGAGAGCUGCAAGAUCUGGGAAUCUGGACAAAGCCUUGGAUCACCUCAGGAAUGGGGUAGAUAUUAACACCUGUAACCAGAAUGGGCUGAACGCCUUGCACCUGGCCUCCAAGGAGGGCCAUGUGAAAAUGGUGGUGGAGCUGCUGCACAAGGAGAUCGUUUUGGAGACAACGACCAAGAAGGGAAACACAGCCCUGCACAUCGCUGCCCUGGCUGGACAGCAGGACGUGGUCCGGGAGCUGGUGAACUAUGGGGCCAACGUCAAUGCGCAGUCCCAGAAAGGCUUCACACCUCUCUACAUGGCAGCGCAGGAGAACCACCUGGAAGUUGUGAAGUUCUUGCUGGAAAAUGGAGCCAACCAGAAUGUAGCCACAGAGGAUGGCUUCACCCCGCUAGCUGUGGCUCUCCAGCAAGGACAUGAGAAUGUGGUUGCCCACCUUAUCAACUAUGGGACAAAGGGUAAGGUCCGCCUGCCUGCCCUGCACAUUGCAGCCCGCAAUGACGACACGCGCACAGCUGCUGUGCUGCUGCAGAAUGACCCCAAUGCUGAUGUCCUCUCCAAGACUGGAUUCACCCCUUUACACAUUGCAGCCCACUAUGAGAAUCUCAGUGUGGCCCAAUUACUGCUGAACCGUGGAGCCAGUGUCAACUUCACACCCCAGAAUGGGAUCACCCCCCUGCACAUAGCUUCCCGCCGGGGCAACAUCAUCAUGGUGCGGCUGCUGCUGGACCGGGGGGCCCAGAUAGAGACAAGGACCAAGGACGAGCUGACCCCUCUGCACUGUGCAGCACGCAAUGGACAUGUGAGAAUUGCAGAGAUCCUCCUGGACCACGGGGCUCCCAUUCAAGCCAAAACCAAGAACGGCCUGUCGCCCAUCCACAUGGCAGCCCAGGGUGACCACCUGGACUGCGUGCGCCUGCUGCUGCAGUACAGCGCGGACAUCGACGACAUCACCCUGGACCACCUGACGCCGCUGCACGUGGCCGCCCACUGCGGCCACCACCGCGUGGCCAAGCUGCUGGUGGAGAAGGGGGCCAAGCCCAACUCCCGAGCCCUGAACGGCUUCACGCCCCUCCACAUCGCCUGCAAGAAAAACCACAUCCGCGUGAUGGAGCUGCUGCUGAAGACAGGAGCCUCCAUUGAUGCUGUCACAGAGUCCGGCCUGACCCCCCUGCAUGUGGCUGCCUUCAUGGGACACCUGCCCAUCGUCAAGACUCUGCUGCAGCGUGGAGCCUCUCCUAAUGUGUCCAACGUGAAAGUAGAGACUCCUCUACACAUGGCAGCCAGAGCUGGGCACACAGAUGUGGCAAAGUACCUGCUGCAGAACAAAGCCAAAGCCAAUGCCAAGGCCAAGGAUGACCAGACUCCUCUGCACUGUGCUGCCCGCAUCGGCCACACCGGCAUGGUCAAACUCCUUUUGGAGAACAACGCCAACCCCAACCUGGCCACCACAGCAGGGCACACGCCCCUGCACAUCACUGCCAGAGAGGGGCACAUGGACACAGCCCUGGCCCUGCUGGAGAAGGGAGCCUCACAGACCUGCAUGACCAAGAAAGGAUUUACCCCUCUCCACGUUGCAGCCAAGUAUGGAAAGGUGGAUGUGGCAGAGUUGCUGUUGGCACAUGACGCUCACCCCAAUGCAGCGGGGAAGAAUGGCCUGACUCCACUGCAUGUGGCUGUGCACCACAACAACCUGGAGAUUGUCAGGCUGCUGCUUCCCAAGGGGAGCUCCCCACACAACUCGGCCUGGAAUGGGUACACCCCCCUGCACAUCGCUGCCAAGCAGAACCAGAUGGAAGUGGCCAGCAGCCUGCUGCAGUACGGGGCCUCUGCGAACGCUGAGUCCGUGCAGGGAGUCACUCCCCUGCACCUGGCUUCCCAGGAGGGGCAUGCAGACAUGGUGGCACUGCUUUUCUCCAAACAAGCCAAUGGCAACCUAGGCAACAAGAGUGGCCUGACUCCUCUCCACCUUGUGGCCCAAGAGGGGCAUGUGCUGGUUGCUGAUGUUCUGGUGAAACAUGGAGUCACAGUGGAUGCAAUGACCAGGAUGGGCUAUACCCCUCUGCACGUGGCCAGCCAUUAUGGGAACAUCAAGCUGGUGAAGUUUUUGCUGCAGCACCAAGCGGAUGUCAACGCCAAGACCAAGCUGGGCUACACCCCCCUGCACCAAGCAGCACAGCAGGGCCACACGGACGUGGUGACGCUGCUGCUGAAGCACGGCGCAUCCCCCAACGAGAUCAGCACGAACGGCACCACUCCCCUGGCCAUCGCAAAGAGGCUUGGCUACAUUUCCGUCACAGACGUGCUCAAGAUUGUCACAGAGGAAAUCGACAUCCCGUCCGUUGGUGAUAAGCACCGCAUGAGCUUCCCAGAGACUGUAGAUGAGAUUCUGGACGUAUCAGAGGAUGAAGGCACUGCUCAUGUCACAGUAAUGGAGGAAGAGCUGAUUGCACCAAAGCCCAAGACACCUGAUCUCAGAGAGCAGGAAGGCAAAAGAGAGAUACUGGAGUUCAUGACCACAACGACACUGGAGCAAACGGUGGAGUCUCCAGCUGUCCUGCAGGUCCCCUGCAUCCCACCUGAAACUGUGGUGACCAGAGCUGAGGAGACUGAGCAGGUAGGACCUGUGGAGACAGAAGCUGAGCAAGUCAGCCUGCUGCAUGCACCCUCGGUGUCCCCACAGGAGCCCUCCAAAGAGUUCGACGAGGACUCUCUGAUCCCCAGCAGCCCUGCCACUGAGACCUCAGACAACAUCAGCCCCGUGGCCAGCCCCGUGCACACAGGCUGGCUGCAAGCUUGUGUGUGCCAGCAACCUUCCUGUGCUACCUGCAGCCCUGUCAUUGUGGAGAUUCCCCACUUUGCCUCGUAUGGGCGCGGGGACCGCGAGCUGGUGGUGCUGCGCAGCGAGAACGGCUCCGUGUGGAAGGAGCACCGCAACCGCUACGAGGAGAGCUACAUGGACCAGCUGCUCAACGGCAUGGACGAGGAGCUGGAGAGCCAGGAGGAGCUGGACAAGAAGAGGGUCUGCCGCAUCAUCACCACCGACUUCCCUCUCUACUUCGUGGUCAUGUCCCGGAUUUGCCAGGACUGCGAUAUGAUUGGCCCUGAGGGAGGGUGUUUGAAAAGCACACUGGUGCCCAUGGUGCAGGCCACCUUCCCAGACACUGCUGUCACCAAAAGAGUGAGGCUGGCCCUGCAGGCACAGCCUGUGCCUGAUGAGCUGGUGACCAAGCUGCUGGGGAACCAAGCGACCUUCAGCCCCAUUGUCACCGUGGAGCCACGACGGAGGAAGUUCCACCGCCCCAUCGGCCUCCGGAUCCCGCUGCCACCCUCCUGGAAGGACAAUCCCCGGGACAGUGGUGAGGGUGACACCACCAGCCUGCGUCUGCUCUGCAGUGUCAUCGGAGGGACAGCCCAAGCCCAGUGGGAAGACAUAACAGGCACCACAAAGCUAGUCUAUGAAAAUGAGUGUGCUAACUUUACCACCAAUGUGUCUGCCAGGUUCUGGCUGGCAGACUGCCCACGCACAGCUGAGGCCGUGCACUUUGCCACCAUGCUGUACAAGGAGCUGACAGCCGUGCCCUACAUGGCCAAAUUCGUGGUGUUUGCCAAGAUGAACGAUGCGCGGGAAGGCCGGCUGCGCUGCUACUGCAUGACUGAUGACAAGGUUGACAAGACUUUAGAGCAGCAUGAGAACUUCACCGAGGUGGCCCGCAGCAGGGACAUUGAGGUGGUGGAGGGAAUGCCUUUGCACGUGGAACUCUCAGGGAACCUGGUGCCUGUCAAGAAGGCCGCUCAGCCCCGCACCUUCCUCUUCCAGUCCUUCCGCGAGAAUCGUCUCGUCAUUCCCAUCAAGGUGCGGGACAGCAGCCGGGAAGCCAGUGGCUCCCUGUCUUUCUUGCGCAAGGCCAUGAAAUACGAGGACCUCCAGCACGUGCUCUGCCACCUGAACAUCAGCAUACCGCCCUGCACCAAGGGAAGUGGCAGUGAUGAGCGAAGGAGGACGCUGACACCACUGUCCCUGCGGGAACGAUACAGCAUCCUCAGUGAGACCAGUUUUGGCUCUCUGAGCAGCACAGACAAGGCAGACCAGAAGAUGGUCGACAUAGCAGAGCAGCUGGGCCUCAGCUGGGCUGAGCUGGCACGUGAGCUGCAGUUUGGGGUGGAUGACAUCAACAGGAUACGUGUGGAGAACCCCAACUCCCUUCUGGAGCAGAGCAUAGCCUUACUCAACCUCUGGGCCAGCCGUGAGGGCAAGGAUGUCAAGAUUGAGAACCUGUACACGGCGCUGAGGAACAUCGACCGCAGCGAGAUUGUCAACAUGCUGGAGGGCUCCGGCCGGCAGAGCCGCAGCCUGAAGGGAAGCUGGCGCUACACAGACAGAGACUACUCCCUCUCACCAUCCCAGAUGAAUGGUUACGCUUCACUGCAGGACGAGCUGCUGUCCCCUGCCUCCCUGCAUUACACACUGCCAUCCCCGCUGCGUGCCGACCAGUACUGGAAUGAGGUGGCCAUCAUGGAUGCUAUCCCCAUGGCUGCCACUGAGCAGGAUGCCCUGAUGGAGAUGUCCGACAUGCAGGUGUGGUCCUCGGGGCUCACCCCCUCGCUGGUGACUGCUGAGGACUCCUCUCUGGAGUGCAGCAAGGCUGAGGACUCGGAUGCCACGAGCGAAGGCCGGUUCCCAGGGCAACUUCUAGCAGAUGCUCAUGGCCCGGACCACAUGGGCUCUAUGGACCUGGUUGAGGAUGACACAGUGGACUCAGAUGCCAUGAAUGGCCUGAUUGACCUUCUAGAGCAGGAGGAGGGGCAGAGGCCAGAGGGGAAGAUGCCAUCUGGUGAUCAUCAACCAGGGACUGGGGAGCAGGACCCGGAGAGUGAAGUCUCUUUUGUUUCAGUUCAGGAGAAGGUGCAAACCAGGAUCAUGACAUCACCUACCUUUAGCCAUGAUGUGGAGAAGAGUGCAGACAGGCUGAGGGACUGGAAUGCAGAAGGCUCCUUUAUCUCCUGCCUACAGGACCUGACAGCGGGCUCCUGGCAGGAGGGAGUCACCCGAAGGCUGCUCCCAACGCACACCACAGCCUCUGGGGCACAGGGCCAGCAGCAAGAGCAGGUCCUGGUGCCAGCCACGGAGCUGAUGCGGAUCAGCUCUGCAGAGGACAGCGACUGGCAGCCUCAGCACCCCACAGGCGGCUGGCAGGAGGAGGCCGACAGCCGCUUCUUUGGGCAGGUGAGGGUAGGAGCAGGGGAGUCAGCCCUGCAGGAAAGUGGUGACCCUGUGGACAGCCUUUUCUGGAGCCUGCUGCAAGGCCCGUCAGGCAGACCAGGUGCUAGCUCCUCAACUCUCCUAGCAUACUUCCUGCCCCUUGGGGUGCCUCUCAGCCCAGAAUAUCACCCUCCAGACUUGUUCCUUAUUGAGUAUCUGCCCUGGCUGCCAGCCCAGCAGCCUGCUGGAGCCAGAAAUAGACGGCAGCCUGCGGCCGGAGGAAGGAUGUGGGCUUUCCUGGCCCAGCUGCUGAUCGCCCUGGUGCUCCUGGCCUUCUUCCUGGUCAGCUGCCAGAACGUCAUGCACAUCGUCAGGGGCUCUGUCCGCUUCCUGCUCAAACACGCCCACCGUGAGCUGGACAAGGAGCUCGGGGAGAGCCAGGGGCUGGCGGAUGAUGAGGAGGCUCUCUCGGCCAGAGUCGUCCGCCGGCGCCUCCUCCUGAAGGGGAACGAAGCCCUUCAUCUCCCUGGAGAGCAGGUGACCGAGGAGCAGUUCACAGACGAUCAAGGCAAUAUCGUCACCAAGAAGAUUAUCCGGAAGGUGGUGCGUCAGCUGGGCCCUGGUGACAUGGGUGACAGGCAGGAACAGGAGGAGCUGAUUCUGGAGGGCUCCCUACAGGAGCCCCAAGACCUGGAGGCUGAGGAGGAUCACUUCAUGAAAUACUCCAUCUUGCACCGGGAUGGUCUGGGCGCCAAGGAGGAGGUGCGAGUGCAUGUCCCGAAACCAGAGGUCUCUGGGGGCAGGAUGGGGGCUCAGAUAGUGAAACGAGCCAGCCUGAAAAGGGGGAAGCAGUGACCCCCUCAAAUGGCCUCUUUUGAGGAUCGCACCUCAACACCAAACCACUGAACUUCACACACGUUCUGACACAUACCUGAGGAGAGAGGAGAGGAGAGCAGAGAGUGGAGGGGAGCAGGGCUGGCUGUACAUGUUUCUAUAGGCUAAUGGCAUGAUUUCUGUAUGAGAUAUACUUACCGUCCUAUCCGCAUGACUGACUGACUGCAAGACGCAUGAGCUACAGUACUUAAACCAGACGAGGGGCCUCCAUCCUUGCCCCGCUGCUGCCAGGAGCCCAGAGACAGCACCACACACCAGGGGCAUGCUCUCAGCUCCUUUGGGAGGCAAGAGCUGGAGCAGAAGGAAACGAGAGGGAAAGGAGAUUCCAUCUCCGUGCGUGGAUGCAUCCCCACGUCUGUGCUCCAGCUGCAAGAGGAAAGCUGGGACAGCAUGGCACUGCUCACCGUGGAAGGAGAGGUGCUUGGCCCCCCCGCAAAUGCCUGUGCUGCCUCUGCUGGACUUGCUUCUCAUCCCUCCCUGUGAGUGUUGGGUUUCGGGGGGGGCAGCAGUGGCCAGAGGGUGCAAGGGGAGGCUGCAGGGAGCACAGCUGCCCUGGGCAGAGGGACUGGUGCAGGGCUGCCCUUCCUCUCCCCAGCACGUGCAAAGUCUCCCGUCAGGGCAGAGCUCUGGGCUGAGCACUGAGCUCGUUGCUUAUGUUGAAAGUGUAAACUGUACAGCAAUCAGCCUUGUGUAUAUGAACCAAUAAAUACUAUGCAAACCCCUAGGGACACUCUAGCAGUAUGUACAAAGCACUGACAGCUCUGCUCUCAUAUACCUCUUCAGGCUGCAGGAUGGGCAAAGCCUUUGGAAUAUGUGAGCAGCUCUGGUGAAGGGAGCAGGAAGGCAAUAGGAGUGAGAGGGCAGCAGCCUGCCCCUGUCCUGUGCCCCUCUGCCUGAGCCUGGCCCCUUGCUGGCCUGAAGAGGGGGGGGCUAGAGGUGCAGUCCCGUGGUCCAGCCCCAGUUUGUGUUGGCUCCAGCUGGCUUGAAGCUGUAGGCCUGCCUUGAGGUGCUUGGGGCCCAGGGAGGAUGUGCAGUGAGAGAGAGCAGGAGGUGCUUGUGCCACACGUGGGGUUGUGCCUAGCUCUACUCAGCACAAUAUCUGCUCAGGAGAUGAGCCAGGAGCUAGCAAUAGCCAGCAAUAUGCACCCCAGGCAAGGGCUUUGCAGGGACCCUGGCCUCCCUGCAAGGGGGGCUCAUCGCCCUGGAUACUGACUCUCCCGGGACCAAACCCAGAGACAUGGGAGCUGCAUUUUCUCCAGGUGGAACCUGCCUGAGCCCUGGGGGCUGGGGCAGCCUCGGCCCGGCUGCUCCGGCAGGAGCAGAGCUCAGAGUUGGGCAGCACGUUGACCCCGUUGUAAUACUUGACCCCAGGAGCGCAGGGAGAAGGUAGUGGCACUUGGUCCCAGGUCCUUGACCCUGUCCUUGACCCAGCUGAUGUGGGGACCUGGCCUUUGUAGCACAGUGAUGUGGGGACCCCCUGCUCUUUCUCCUGGACGUGGCCACGAACCUGCUUGGCAGAGUCUGAGCUGGUUCUCUGCGGCCAGGUGCAGAACAAGCGCCCCUCCAGCUUCAGGCUAUGUGGUGGUGGCCUUGGCAGGGCAGCCCUGCCCUUCAGCGGGUGCACAUCUGCUGGGAGAGCCCCUGGCUGCCCUGCAGCCAAGGAGCCUCGCUGCAGCCGAGCGACUGACCCAGCUUAGCCUUGGAGAGCAAAGCAGCCCCCUCCCCACCCCGAAGUUGAGCCAUAGAGGCACAGACUCUCCAUCCAUCACCCUUGCUGCGUACAAUAACCUCCCUAGACCCACUGCAACAGCUGACUCCGUAGCAUCACCCUAGAGUUGUGUGUGGGUCCAGUGCUUUGGCCUUGUCUAUGCCGUAGGGAAUGUGCUGUGCUGCAACCGUGCCAGGCACCUGCAGUGACAUUGCUUCGCGCUCAGAUUGCUUGUAGGGCUGGUAGGGGGAGGCUGCACCCAACAUUGAGCCUAGAGAAUGCUGCAGUCUGCACACUAGAAGCUUUUUAGAAGUUUUAAAAAUUACUUUUAUUUUCUUUUUUUAAUUGUUAUGGAAACAAGCCUUUUGGAUCUCCCUGUCUUAGGCCCUGAUGUAUAGAUCAUUUCCCUGUACACCAGCUAUCAGACUAUGAAUUAAUAAAUAAAUCAACACAAA
Onychostruthus taczanowskii (white-rumped snowfinch) is the source of this 8457-nucleotide messenger RNA. It is a transcript of the gene ANK1, whose product is annotated as ankyrin 1. Gene Ontology annotation, molecular function: protein binding. The transcript has 47 exons. Gene Ontology annotation, biological process: signal transduction. Bases 16 to 6255 code for a protein of 2079 amino acids. The record is from RefSeq and is a predicted model, not a curated record. Lineage: Eukaryota; Metazoa; Chordata; Aves; Passeriformes; Passeridae.